AUGCGGGGGGGGAGACGCCUCCGAAACCGGUUUCUGUUGAAGGGCUCUACGACAGCCGGGCUCAUCGUUGACUCAGAUACACACUUUUGCCUCCCCUCUCUCAUCCUGCCUAGUUGGGUCCCGGCAAAUCGACGCACACCUGCCUGCAAAUGUAAUACACACAUCCUUCUCCUCGGAUCUCGUAUUUUGCCCCUUCUACUCCUACCAUCGUCGACUCGAGUCCCUCGAGGGCGAGGGUCUACGACGUGUCCACACGGGGCUGACGCAGCUCAACUUACGCCUUCGACACGCCUUGUCGACCCGUGCUACCGCUAUUAUACUACUUAUUACAGUUACUUUUUGAUCCUGAUCCCGACAUUCGCUAGCGUACUCAAUGUGCAUCGCAAGCGAUACUGGAACAGCUCUCCUUUGUCGUCUCUCUCUUUUUGUAAAUCGCAAUCCGCCACAGCCUCCAUUCAUAGCCCAUAUUUUUUCUCCACCACUCCUUCCAGCCACUUUCUUGUUGGCCCCACUUACUCGGACGUCUUCCUAUUCAGCCCUCUCCUCUUUUUGCGCUUCCCUUCGCUUCAUCGGCUUUCUUAUCCCUUCCUCGGUCACUCUUACAUCUUGCCGCAUUCUUCGGCCAUGAUACUACUUAUUUCUGACCCGACUACUGCUAUACUCUGCGUCCUUUUGGCACUAUUUGCCAAAUAUAUUUCGGUGACUGGUACUCUUUAUCACCAUCAUCUGUCUUUACCAUAUCAACCAGGUCCCCCACUGCUUUUUGAUAGGCAUGGGGCUCAUGGUUGCCGAGCAACUUGCUGGUAUGAAACUUGUUUUGUGAAUGGAGCAGAGGCCAACUGGGCUGAGAUUCGAAGCAUGGUUCAGGAUUAA
Molecule: messenger RNA, 873 nt
Organism: Protopolystoma xenopodis
Lineage: Eukaryota; Metazoa; Platyhelminthes; Monogenea; Polystomatidea; Polystomatidae
Source: the annotation of a GenBank genome assembly